AUGGAGACCCAAGGCAAUCUCAUUGCAACUAAUAACUCGACUCAGUCGGUUACAGUGAAGAAGGACGACGAUCAGUUUACUAUUCUACCCAAGGCAAGGUUGCAUCGUCGAUUUUUCUCGAAUGAUUUUCUCUUUGGCACUGCAUCGUCUGCUUAUCAGUUUGAAGGUGCAGCACAUGAAGGAGGCCGAGGGCCAAGCAUAUGGGAUACUUUCACACAGAGAUAUCCUGCUGCAGGUAAGGUGAAGGAUGGUGGUAACGGGAACGUGGCUGUUGAUUCUUAUCAUCUAUACAAGGCAUAG
Ilex paraguariensis (yerba mate) is the source of this 300-nucleotide messenger RNA. Lineage: Eukaryota; Viridiplantae; Streptophyta; Magnoliopsida; Aquifoliales; Aquifoliaceae. The record is from the annotation of a GenBank genome assembly.